This is a messenger RNA of Cladophialophora immunda, 1812 nucleotides long. RefSeq lists its product as uncharacterized. Gene Ontology annotation, biological process: nucleobase-containing compound metabolic process. Lineage: Eukaryota; Fungi; Ascomycota; Eurotiomycetes; Chaetothyriales; Herpotrichiellaceae. The transcript has 4 exons. Gene Ontology annotation, molecular function: oxidoreductase activity, acting on the CH-OH group of donors, NAD or NADP as acceptor; nucleic acid binding; 3'-5' exonuclease activity. The record is from RefSeq and is a predicted model, not a curated record. Bases 1 to 1812 code for a protein of 603 amino acids.
AUGCUGAUCCGCGACGGCAAGAACUACACUUCCGCGAUUCAAGGAAUGGCUUCCAGCAUCAAUCUGCUGGGUGGACUUUUGGUCUGGCUGGAAACCGGAUCCAACGAACUAUCACCGCCGAAGUGCCUCGGAGCAGCAUCCGAAGUCAGGCUGGCGGGCCCUGAUUCCGUCCUUGGCCGAACCUGUGGCAAGACCUACAACAUAAGUCCACUGAAGCAAUUAUCCAGUAUCUUCACAUGGAAUGGGAUUCUCAUGAAAAGUAUUCUUACGAACAUGACAUUAUCCCGACUCCAAGGUCGGGUUGCCAUUGUGACGGGCGCAUCUUCAGGCUUGGGUCGAAACAUUGCCUUAACGUUUGCUGCCAACGGUGCUCACGUCGUGUGCGCAGACUUGAGACCAGAGGGCCGACUGGCACCAAAAGAUGAAAAGCCGACACAUGAAGUGAUUAAUGCGAACGGUGGCAAAAGCAUCUUCGUCAUCACGGAUGUAGCUGAUUCGACAAGUGUGCAAGCAUUGAUUCAGUCAAGCGUGGAUACUUUUGGCAGAUUGGACAUUAUGGUCAACAAUGCCGGUAUCGCUGACGAGGCAUACGACCCGGUCCCCAUCUAUCAAGCGACGGAGGAGAGAUUCGAUCGGACAUUUCAGGUCAAUGCUCGGGGUGUCUUUCUUGGAAGCAAAUUUGCCGGCAUUCAGAUGAUGAAACAAUCACAAAUUCAACACAGAGAUAGGGGCUGGAUCUUGAACAUUGCUUCUGCUCUAGCCGUAACAGGGCUGACGGGAACACCUUGCUACGCUGCCUCCAAAGGGGCAGUUCUCAGCAUGACAAGAGCAAUCGCCAUGGAUUUCGCACCGCAUCUCAUUCACUGCAACUGUAUCAUGCCUGGUUUCAUGGAUACCAAGAUGAUAGCUGGGAUGGUGGGGGAUCCCAACCUCCGUGAACGACUCAAGAACGCUCACCCUUUUGGACGCUUGGGACAGCCCAAUGACGUUGCGAAUACAGCGCUGUUCCUCUGCAGUGAUGAUGCCAAAGGCGUUAAUGCUGUCGGCAGUGGGCCUCAGAAAAAUAUUUACCUAAUCGACAUUCAAACGUUAGGCCAUUGUGCCUUUACCACGCCGGGAAAGAGCGGCAAGACUCUGAAAGAUAUUCUCGAGUCCACAGAUAUCCCCAAAGUCUUCUUCGACGUCCGCAACGACUCUGAUGCUCUUCACUACCAUUUCAACAUAGCGUUGCAGGGAGUCAAGGAUGUCCAACUCAUGGAGAAUGCAUCAAGGCGCUAUGGAUCGAAGAGGCUUUUGAAUGGCCUGGCCAGGUGCAUUGAAAUUGACGCUGUCGGUGACUCUCUAACCAAGACAAAAUGGAAAUCCACCAAGACCACGGGUGACCGUCUAUUCAAUCCUACGAUGGGAGGCUCAUACGAAGUGUUCAAUGCACGUCCCUUGGCGGAAGAUAUCAAAGCGUAUUGUGUUGGAGAUGUACAAUAUCUACCACACCUGGAAGACCUAUACUGGGGCAAACUUACAACUGCAUGGAGAGAAAAGGUAGCAGAUGCAACGAUUCGACGGGUAUUGGAGUCGCAGAUGGGAAAUUACCAGCCAUUCGGUAAGGACAGAGCAUUAGGCCCGUGGCAGGACGAUCAAACUAGUGUUAGGAAAGUGUGGGAUCAGGACGCUAUGGAGAGUUUCUUCGAUGACUUUGAGGGUGGAUGUGAGGGUGACUUUGAGGACGACUAUUUCGGCGAUUGGCUUGAUGAUGGUGAAGACAACGAUUUUGAGGAUUGGACAAGAGCGCCGUGGCAGGGACCUCCCUCCUGA